GCGGCGACGCGCGCGGUGACGCAUCGAGCGCGACCGUCGACGUCGGCGCGAGGCUUCGCGGCGAGCGCGAACGCGCCGAAGCGACCGAGAGGCGCGGACGCGGACGACGCGAACGCAGACUUCGCGAAAUACCUGUUCGCGCUCGUCGUCGGCGUCGUCGGGGCGACGUACGCGUCGGUGCCGCUGUAUAGAAUGUUUUGUCAAGCCACCGGGUUCGGCGGGACGACGCGCCGAGCGACGCUCGAGGAUAAAUUAAAGAGCGAUGCGUGGAGCGAAGCGCGAAGAGACGAGGCGCGAGGACGAGAGAUAACGAUAUACUUUAACGCCGACGUCGCGGAAGGGAUGCCGUGGCGAUUCACGCCGACGCAGAAGAGUAUCAAAGUGAGACCGGGAGAGUCGGCGUUGGCGUUUUACACGGCGAAGAAUUUGACGAAGACGCCGGUGACGGGCGUGGCGACGUAUAACGUGCAGCCGAAUAAGUGUGGGGCGUACUUCAAUAAGGUGCAGUGUUUCUGUUUCGAGGAACAGCGAUUGCGAGGGAAGGAGGAGGUGGAUAUGCCGGUGUUGUUUUACAUCGAUCCCGAAUUCGCGAGCGACCCAAACAUGCGAGACGUGAAGAGUUUGAUUCUCUCCUACACGUUUUUCAAGAGCGAUGAU
Molecule: messenger RNA, 657 nt
Organism: Ostreococcus lucimarinus CCE9901
Lineage: Eukaryota; Viridiplantae; Chlorophyta; Mamiellophyceae; Mamiellales; Bathycoccaceae
Gene: COX11
Product: cox 11/CtaG family of cytochrome oxidase assembly protein-like protein
Exons: 1
Cellular component (GO): mitochondrial inner membrane
Molecular function (GO): copper ion binding
Source: RefSeq, a predicted model, not a curated record